Molecule: messenger RNA, 1656 nt
Organism: Aureobasidium melanogenum CBS 110374
Lineage: Eukaryota; Fungi; Ascomycota; Dothideomycetes; Dothideales; Saccotheciaceae
Product: general substrate transporter
Exons: 6
Coding region: 1-1656 (551 amino acids)
Biological process (GO): carbohydrate transport; transmembrane transport
Cellular component (GO): membrane
Molecular function (GO): carbohydrate:proton symporter activity
Source: RefSeq, a predicted model, not a curated record
AUGGAGGAUCUCAAGAGUGAUACCAAGUACAUCGACGACAUCGAUAUCCAGAAGAAUGAGACCGUCUUCGCUCCUGAGGCUCGUGAGGCCUAUGGUCCUGCUGGCCUUGCUGGCAUCUUCGGCAACUCCUAUGUAGCUUUGUGUGCCGCCUUCUCAGCAAUGGGCGGCUUGCUCUUCGGAUACGAUCAAGGAGUUAUCUCAGUCACUCUUACCAUGGACGAUUUUCUCGAACGAUUCCACCAAAUUGCACCUGGUUCAAGUGGAGCUAGCUUUAACAAAGGACUGCUCACCGCGAUGAUUGAACUCGGAGCUUUGUUUGGUGCAUUGAACACUGGAUGGGUUGCAGACAAGUACUCCAGAAAGUACUGUAUUGUUGUAGCAGUUGUGGUGUUUGUGAUUGGAUCUGCUCUGCAAACAGCCUCAGUGGAUUAUGACAUGCUUAUCGUUGCUCGUUUGAUUGGCGGUAUUGGCAUCGGCUCACUAUCUGCUGUUGCACCGAUGUACAUUUCAGAAAUCUCUCCGCCUGAGAUCCGAGGAACUUUGCUUGUCUUGGAAGAGUUCAGCAUUAUCGUGGGUAUCGUUGUGGCAUUCUGGAUAACUUACGGGACACGCUACAUGUCAACUGAAUGGAGUUGGCGACUUCCCUUCCUGCUACAGAUUUUGCCCGGACUAGUCCUUGGUGUCGGAAUCGUGUUUCUCCCUUUCUCACCUCGCUGGCUCGGCAGCAAAGGUAGAGACGAAGAAGCUCUCGUCGCAUUGUCACAACUACGUCGCCUUCCAUCCACGGACCCUAGGGUUCAGCAAGAAUGGUUCGAUAUCCGCGCCGAAGCGAGGCUGGUGAAGGAGAUCAGCAAAGAGCGCCACCCCAACCUACAGGACGGCACUAGGUCCUGCCGCUUGAAGCUCGAACUCGCAUCUUGGGCCGAUCUUUUCAAGAAAGGUUGUUGGCGUCGAACCCAUGUAGGAGUGGGAAUUAUGUUCUUCCAGCAAUUUGUUGGUAUCAACGCACUCAUCUACUACAGUCCGACGCUGUUCGAAACUAUGGGUUUGAACUCUAGCAUGCAGCUGAUUAUGUCUGGUGUACUCAACAUUAUGCAACUGGUCGGAUGCUCAACAUCGAUAUGGACAAUGGAUCGAUUCGGCCGUCGUACACUUCUCCUCUGGGGCAGUCUGUUCAUGGCCGCUUCACACAUCAUCAUUGCCGGCCUUGUCGGAGAAGGUCAAAAGGACUGGGCUGCCCAUGGCGGAAUGGGUUGGACAGCAGUAGCAUUCCUCCUCAUCUAUAUGAUCGCGUUCGGAGCAAGCUGGGGACCAGUACCAUGGGCCCUCCCAAGCGAAAUCUUCCCAUCCUCGCUCAGAGCCAAAGGAGUAGCAUUAUCCACAUGUUCAAAUUGGCUGAACAACUUUAUCAUCGGCCUCAUAACCCCACCCCUGAUCUCCGGCACAAAGAACUACGGCGCCUACAUCUUCUUCGCCGCCUUCUGUGUCUUCUCAGGCAUCUGGGUCUUCUUCUGCGUUCCAGAAACCAAUGGAAAGAGCUUGGAAGAGAUGGAUCAUGUGUUUAGAGAUGCGGGCGGUAGUGAAGAGGAGGAAAUCCGUAAAUUGAGGAUUGAGAGGGAGUUGGCUGCUAGUACGCAAGAACCUGCUGUUGCUUAA